AUGACGUCACCGCUAACGCGCACAGCCAAGAGGUCUGAGGUGAGGACGCAUGUGUUGUCACUGCUGGAUCGACACUGCGCAGUUUUAAGCUCCUACAGGUGGACGGAGUUUGAUGAUGAAUUUCUUACCAAAAAUGUGGAGUCAGUCAGUGUAGCGGAUUUAACUGGUCCAAAACUUGUGGAUCUGAAGGUUCACAACCUUUGUAUCCAUAUUUUCUCUCUGAAUGAUGACAGUCCCAGCAUGCUUGCUCUUGAAGAGGAGGAGGAGCUUUCUGCUGCCAAUCACUGGCUCCUCCCAGCAGCUGAGUUUCAUGGCAUUUGGGAAAGCUUGAUUUAUGAGGAAGGCAUCAAAACACAACUCUUGGAUUAUGUUUCGACAACAAUUUUCUUCUCUGACAGAAACGUCGACAGCAAUUUGAUUGCCUGGAAUCGUGUCGUGUUACUUCACGGGCCGCCUGGCACAGGGAAGACGUCUCUGUGUAAAGGACUUGCCCAGAAACUCUCCAUCAGACUGUCUGGCAGGUAUGCACACAGCCAGUUCGUGGAGAUUAACAGCCACAGCCUCUUCUCCAAGUGGUUCUCAGAGAGCGGGAAACUGGUCACAAAGAUGUUUCAGAAGAUUCAGGAGCUCAUCGACGAUAAAGACGCUCUGGUGUUUGUCCUGAUAGACGAGGUGGAGAGUCUCACAGCCGCGCAGAGCGCCGCUCAAGCAGGCACAGAGCCGUCUGACGCUAUUAGGGUGGUCAAUUCAGUUCUGACCCAGCUCGACCAGAUCAAACGGCACCCAAAUGUUGUCAUCCUCACCACAUCCAACGUCACAGAAAAGAUCGAUCUGGCCUUUGUGGACAGAGCUGAUAUAAAGCAGUACAUCGGCCCCCCGAGUGCCAGCGCCAUCUUCAACAUCUAUCUGUCCUGUCUGGAGGAACUCAUGAAGCAUCAGAUCAUCUACCCCAGACAGCAGCUGCUGAGUUUGGAGGAACUGGGCACCAUGAACUUCAUGGAGAGCGACGUGACCCGUCUGAGCUUAACGCUGAGGAACAUCGCCCAGAGGAGUGUGGGACUCAGUGGAAGAGCUUUGAGGAAAAUCCCAUUUCUGGCUCAUGCGCUCUAUGGAAAGUCCUCCACAAUGACAGUCGAGGGUUUUCUGAAAGCGAUGGAGUGCGCCGUAGACAAACAGAGACAGGAACAGGCGAGUUUGAUCAACUGUGUUUGA
Messenger RNA from Sinocyclocheilus anshuiensis, 1212 nucleotides. RefSeq names its product pachytene checkpoint protein 2 homolog. The transcript is spliced from 13 exons. Bases 1 to 1212 code for a protein of 403 amino acids. Lineage: Eukaryota; Metazoa; Chordata; Actinopteri; Cypriniformes; Cyprinidae. Gene Ontology annotation, cellular component: nucleus; chromosome. The record is from RefSeq and is a predicted model, not a curated record. Gene Ontology annotation, biological process: meiotic recombination checkpoint signaling; reciprocal meiotic recombination. Gene Ontology annotation, molecular function: ATP hydrolysis activity; ATP binding.